CAAACACACUCGUCAAGACUCAUAAACUCUAAAAGCAGAGUCCUGUCAAUUUGAAAACACUUUUUUCAAAUCAGUUUUCAUGACAAAAGGAUUUUAGUAAUUAUAUGACAAGUCCAGCAGUAAGCAGAGGCAGGUUACCAAUAACUCCAUCUUUCACUCACAAUAGAUGUCAAAGACUUUGACAGUGUGGAGACACAGGCGCCACGGUGGUGAGGUUCCCAGCAGCAGGAGAACAUCCAGGGAACACCCAGACUUCAUGUGGCUGCGCUUCGGAGGGGUGAGGAUGAGUUCAGUGUCUGCCUGGCCAGUUGUCAUUCAGGACCAAAGAUGGUUCCAUUGGGUGGUGGAUGUGGUGAUGCCAACUAGCACUUGACCGACUAGUACAUGAAGUCUUCAGCUGGUCCAGAAUACACCUAUUGACAGUAAAAAAAAAAAAGUGAAAAAGAAGUCAGCUGGUUUUACAGCUUCCUCUGAUCUUGUAGUUCCUCCAGAACACUUUGCCAGCUGACACCAGACAAUCACCUUGUCUUCAGUUCUGGGCUUCAGACGUGGUCCAGUUGGGUAUUAAUUCACCAAUAAACUAUAUAUUAUAAUUUUAUCCUGCAUUCCCUGUAAUUUGAAUGAAUGAAUUUGCUUUGUGUUUUUGAUACAUUUUAUGUUGUUUGUAUUUGUGAACACGUCCACUGUGUCCGAGCUGUUCAGGUCCUGUGGGUGUGAUGGACAUCGAGCAGGAGCUUCCUUUGAUUGGUGACUUUUGUUGCAUGUUGGAGGAGCCGUUUGAGUGCAGGAUGCUCACUGGGGGUGGCUGGUGCUGCUGAUGGAGGAGGAGUGUCGUGACACGGCCCUCAGCCUGCACCAAUGGACUGCAGGGUCCAGAUCAACUCCCAUUUCACACAAAUCUACUUCAAAACUGGUUCAGGACAUCAGGGAUCAGUUCUGUCCCAGCUGAGGAGGAGCUCUGUCUCAGUAUUUCAUAAGACCCUGACAACUCUCAUUGGGUUGAGAUGAACGUCAAUGGAGAAGAUGGAGAUAACGUUACGCAAUCCAAGCGCCUGAAUGGAACUGGUUUCAGUGUGACGAGCAGCGUUUAUCCCACCAGAGUCAAACUCCACAGGCACAAAUGGGAAGUGAAGCCCUCAGAGAUGGCGAACAACACACUCAAUCCCAUCAGAGCCAUUGUGGACGGGAUGAAGCUCAGCCCAAACCCACAUAAACCCAUGAUUGCACUUUCCAUAGGCGAUCCCACCGUGUUUGGAAACCUGCCUACAGACGACGCAGUGCUUCAGGCCAUGAAAGACGCCAUAGACUCCCACAAAUACAACGGCUACGCUCCCUCUGUCGGUUACCAGAGCAGCAGACAGGCGGUAGCUACGUUCUACAGCCGCGCUGACGCCCCGCUGCAGCCACAGGACGUGAUUCUGACCAGCGGCUGCAGUCAGGCCAUUGACCUGGCGAUAAGCGUCCUGUGUAACCCAGGGGACAACAUUCUGGUCCCGUGUCCAGGCUUCUCCUUGUACAAGACUCUGGCUGUCUCCAUGGGCAUCGAGGUCAAACUCUACAACCUACUGCCAGAAAAAUCAUGGGAGGCUGAUGUACUUAUGUUGGAGAGCUUGAUCAAUGAGAGAACUUCCUGUUUGAUUGUUACCAAUCCCUCCAAUCCCUGUGGAUCAGUCUACAGCAAAGAACACCUGGAGAAGAUCGUCAGUGUGGCGUCCAAACACCACGUUCCCAUCCUGGCUGAUGAGAUUUACAGCAACAUGGUUUUUCCAGGUUGCACGUUUCACUCGGUGGCGUCGGUGAGCAGAGACGUUCCCGUCCUGUCCUGUGGUGGUCUGGCAAAAUGCUGGAUGGUUCCUGGAUGGAGGAUGGGCUGGAUCCUGAUCCAUGACAGGAAUGAUGUUUUUGGACCUGAGAUUCGACAGGGUCUGUUGAAGCUGAGUCAGCGUAUUCUGGGCGCCUGCACCAUCGUGCAGGGCGCGCUGGAAAGCAUCCUGAAGAACACGCCUAAAAGCUUCUACGAUAAAACCAUCAGCUUCAUCAGGUCCAACUCAGAGAUUUGUUUCAGUGAGCUGUCCACUGUCCCUGGUCUGAAGCCAGUCAUGCCUUCAGGAGCCAUGUACCUCAUGGUGGGGAUCGACAUGGAUCACUUUCCAAGUUUUAAGGAUGAUGUGGACUUCACUGAACGACUGGUGACUGAGCAGUCUGUCUUCUGUCUUCCAGCCUCGGCUUUUGAGUAUCCAAACUUCUUCCGCAUCGUGGUGACGGUUCCGGAGGAGCUGUUGGUGGAGGCUUGUGGUCGGAUCGGAGAGUUCUGCCGGCAGCACUACAGGCCAGGCAGCGGCAACGCCACAGCGCUGGACCUUUGACUGGGCUCAGACCAGAUCUGUUCAUCCAUUAGAGACUGAAAUAUAAAAAUUUGAUAUCAGUCUGUGUGUACGGCAGCGUGCGCGAUUUGGUGAUUGAACUAAUUUUUGCAUAAUCCACAUGAAAUUAACCAAAUUAUUCAUAUUUCUAUUUAUACCACCAAAUGGUGUGGAAUUGUUUUUGUGUAUUUGUAAAGUCGUCUUGUGCAUGAAAAGUGAUGCUGAUCAAACCAGCAGCUUUGUCUUCACAUACUGUGCUCAUGUUUCAGUAACAUUCUGAAGUAUUCAGGGCAGAAUAACUUUUAAACUUACUGAGUUAUGAAAUGAAUAAAAGCAAGAUUCCACCUGGAAGUCAACCAAAGCACAACGUCCACAUCAUUCAUCCAAGAACAGAUAUUCUAGUUGGAUCAGUUCUGGGAGCGAGCGCUGGUACGGUAUCCACCACAUGAUGGAACUACACUGGGUCCUGGAUGACAACCAGCAGACAACCCAGACAAGGUCACAUGGGUGUGACCUCAGUUCAGCACUUUCACCACAUACAGACACACUUCUUAUGGACAGGUCCUGGAUCUGAGUCUGGACCCAGGAUGAUCACAAACCCAGAUUCCUCACUCACCUUCUCAACUGCUACAAUCAGAGAAUCCACUGAGUCCACAAAGAUCACAGCUUCAUCUGAGUGCUGCAGUUUCCUGAGGGACUUUGUCCAAGAUUGUGAUGUGCCAAAAAUGUUCGAUGUGCAACCCGUUACCUGCCAAGACUUUUGGUCAACACUCAGGCCUUUCUUGAUGAUAACUUGAGUUGCAAAGCUUCUGUGAUAAAACAAAAACACUAUUUAAGAAAGCUAGUUUGGAUUCUGACAUUCUGAGUAAUUAUUAACCUAAUUCGAAUUUACCUGUAUAAUUUACCCGUUUGCUAACCAGCGUCUUGCCUUUCUGUCACAAUCUGAUCUUUGUGAACCUUUGCACUUGGCACGUAGGGUUCAUCAUUCCACACAGACUGCACUCCGGAAGAUGAUGAAUGAUUUAUUGAUGGUCAUGGAUGCAGAUUCUACACCAGUGUUGCUGCUGGUGUUGGAUUUGAGUGCAGGGUUUGACAUACAACCCCAAUUCUAAUGAAGUUGGGACGUUGUGUAAAAUGUAAAUAAAAACAGAAUACAGUGAUUUUCAAAUCCUCUUCAACC
Messenger RNA from Thalassophryne amazonica, 3543 nucleotides. It is a transcript of the gene tat, whose product is annotated as tyrosine aminotransferase. The transcript is spliced from 15 exons. Bases 1005 to 2366 code for a protein of 453 amino acids. NCBI's taxonomy places the organism in Eukaryota, Metazoa, Chordata, Actinopteri, Batrachoidiformes, Batrachoididae. Gene Ontology annotation, biological process: aromatic amino acid metabolic process; biosynthetic process. Gene Ontology annotation, molecular function: L-tyrosine:2-oxoglutarate transaminase activity; pyridoxal phosphate binding. The record is from RefSeq and is a predicted model, not a curated record.